AAAAAUAAUAAAAUAAAAAUAAAUAAAUAAACCACCCAAAUACUUUGAACGAAACCAACAACAAUAUAAAGGAGAGACAAACACAGCUUCGUGAUCGUGCAUGCCAAAUUCUUGGAUUCACAAAAACCAUCAAAAGCUCCUUCGUUUCUUCAUCUACACGGAUUCAUCAUUCACCAAGAACAACUAGAAACACAGAGAUGGAUUUUGAGCUGCGAAGAGCCAGAGAGAAGCUCGAGAAAGAGCAGAAGGAGAGGAAAGAGAGAGCCAGGUUGAAGCUUCUCAGGGAAAAGAAAGCCAAAGAAGAAGCACACAAGCAGAGGGAAGCCAUCGAAGCCGCUCAGCGAUCUCGUCGUAUCGAUGCAGCUGAAGCUCAACUCAAGGCUGAUCAACAGAUGCAAGAAAGCCUUAUUGCUGGGAGGGGAAUUGUGUUUUACCGUUUGCUGGAAGCUGUGCCUUGUCAAGGUAAUGGAGAUAAGAUAAAACUGCCUCCAUCUUGCUUCACAGAAUUGUCUGAUCAGGGUGCUCUGGACAAGGGGCCCAUGUACUUCCAGUUGUCAUUAGUUCACACUGAAGGCUCUUCAAGCAUUGAAGAUAUCGAUAAAGAGAAGCAAGGGACAACCCAUUCCGGAGUUUUGGAAUUCACUGCAGAAGAAGGUUCAGUGGGUCUUCCUCCUCAUGUAUGGAGUAAUUUGUUUUCUGAAGGCAUGGUAAAAUCUCCAUUAGUUGAAGUCCGCUAUGUUUGGCUUCCGAAAGGGACUUAUGCGAAACUUCAACCUGAAAGAGUUGGAUUUUCAGAUUUGCCAAAUCAUAAGGCUAUCCUUGAAACAAGUCUUCGGCAGCAUGCAACCCUUUCCCAAGGCGACAUUUUAACCGUAAACUAUGGAGAACUUGUAUACAAAUUAAGGGUGCUUGAAUUGAAACCUUCCAAAAGUGUAUCUGUUUUAGAAACAGAUAUUGAAGUGGACAUAGUUGAUCCUUUUACAACCUCAGACAACAUAGAUCAGCAUGUUCUACUGCCACUUGUGAUUGGGUCAUCACAAAGUGGAACUGUAGAUGAAGGAAAGUUUGUCUAUUACAAAUUCUCAAUCGACAAUGGCACAUGGGAGAAAAUCUCUAGUGGGAGUUCUAGUGUAGAGAUAAAAUUGGAAUCAGAAAUAGAUGGAGGAGAUACUGAUCUAUUCAUUUCUAUCAACAUGAGUGGUCUUCCCAUGAUAUUGGUUCCAAAACGUUGAUUCUUACUUCUAAAGAUAAAAAGUUAGGAGCAGGGAGUUACAGCAUAGGUAUUUAUGGCUUUAAGGGGAUGACUAAGUAUAAUAUAUCAGUCACAAUUCAGGACGACUUCAAUCAAAAAGUGGGUCAGCAAGCAUCAUCAUCUUCCAUGUCAUCUGCUGGGACGGAUACCGAACAAUGUAGGAAUUGCAAACAUUAUAUACCUUCUAGAACUAUCGCGCUGCAUGAAGCAUACUGUAGCAGGCACAAUGUUGUCUGUCAGCAUGCAGGCUGUGGAGUUGUUCUUAGAAUGGAAGAGUCCAAGAACCAUAUUCACUGUGAUAGGUGUGGUCAAGCUUUCCAGCAGGUAGAAUUGGAAAAACACAUGAAAGUUUUUCAUGAGCCACUUCACUGCCCUUGUGGAAUAAUCCUUGAGAAACAGCAAAUGGUUGAGCACCAAGCUUCAGUUUGCCCCUUGCGGUUAAUUUCAUGUCGGUUUUGUGGUGAUAUGGUACAAGCUGGAAAUUCUGCCAUUGAUGCGCGUGAUAGAUUAAGAGGAUUGUCUGAGCAUGAGAGCGUUUGUGGGUCGAGGACAGCCCCCUGCGACUCGUGUGGGCGUGCAGUGAUGCUGAAGGACAUGGACAUACACCAAAUUGCUGUUCAUCAAAAAGGCUAAUUCAUUCUUAUGUUGUUCAGAGUCCCUGCUGCUGCAUUUGAACUUGGGAGGGAUAUCAUUUGAGUGGCAAAAUAGAAAUGGAAAGAAACAGUAACUCAGAUUGUGACUCACAAACUUUCUAGUUUGCUAUGGGUUGCCAUAAUCUUUGGUCUCUGGAUAUAUAAAAUUGUUUGCACUCAAUUGUACGGAAUGAUGAUUUGAGCUAUAUCUAUGGUUAUGGAGAAUGUCUUCCAAAUUCUUUUACAAGACACUUUUACAGAACCUCAUGCGUAGUGCAAUUAUUUUUCAUGUGCAAAUUCUUGAUAGAAUGCAUCAUAUAUAUUG
Molecule: messenger RNA, 2209 nt
Organism: Arachis ipaensis
Lineage: Eukaryota; Viridiplantae; Streptophyta; Magnoliopsida; Fabales; Fabaceae
Product: Ubiquitin fusion degradation UFD1 family protein
Biological process (GO): ubiquitin-dependent protein catabolic process; ERAD pathway
Cellular component (GO): VCP-NPL4-UFD1 AAA ATPase complex
Molecular function (GO): polyubiquitin modification-dependent protein binding
Source: RefSeq, a predicted model, not a curated record